GGCAAAAAACGAAACGUUUCAAAAAACCAUCAUUCUCCGGUACAAUAAGCACCUCCGUACAUUCAACAGUAGCUAAUUUUGAGUAAGAAAGAAGAAUGAGCAGCGCCAAACCAGUAGAAGCCGAACAAGAUUUAUGGGCACGAGUUCAAAAAUCAGCCGACGAUCUCUACACAACUCGCGACACUUAUUUCCCUGUAAACCCACUUGACAAGAUCGCCAAAUUACAGUCUCAAUCUCAGCUUUGUCUCAGUCUACUCGAUUCCAUUCCUCUUGAAGAAAGGAAAACGACAGGGCAACGUGCUGAAUAUGAGUAUUUGAAAGGGAAGAUAUUGGAUGUGUUGCCUGACUAUAGAAAAGAAGCGGAGGACCAUCUAUCAAAAUCGGUCAAGUUAAAUCCAUCUCUUGCGGAUGCGUGGCUUUGUUUGGGUAACUGCAUUUGGAAGAAGGGAGAGUUAUCUUCAGCCAAGAAUUGUUUCCAUCUUGCGCUAAACAAGGGUCCAAACAAGAAGAUUCUUUGUCUUCUUUCAAUGCUUGAAAGAAGAAUGUCUCAAGGUGCCGAAAAUCAGGCUGAGCUUGUAGAGGAAAGCAUUCAACACGCAAAGGAUGCUAUUUCUUUAGAUGUAAAAGAUGGGUACUCUUGGUACAACUUAGGAAAUGCAUUUCUUACAAGUUUUUUCAUGACUGGAGCAUGGGAUCACAACAAGCUUCUGCACUCUUUAAAAGCAUACCAGAAUGCUGAGAAAGAUGAAAGAAUGCUGUCCAAUCCAGACCUAUACUUCAAUUCUGCCACGGUCAACAAAUAUUUAGAAAACUAUGAGAGAGCCCUUAGUGGGUUUGAAGCCGCUGCCUCAAAGGAUCCUAGUCUCAAUGCGUCUGAAGAGGUUCAAAAGAUGGUUAAUCUUCUAGAUAAGUUAGAGAACUCUCUCAAGGGACAAGCUAAAGCUAAAAGACUUGCAUCUCUUGCAUCAUCUUUGGCAGCUGUUAACUUGAAUUCAUCAUUCAAAAGAGCCACUGUUGAUGUGUUGUCUGAUGGCCUCAACAAAGCUGUAGCAAUUGUCGGAAAAGUGCUUUUAUUUGUUAAGCAUGAGAACGUCACUCCUCUAUACUAUUUGGUGUGUGAUUCUAAUCAAACAUGUUUUGUUCUAUCAGUGUACGGCAUAAACAAUGCUGCGAUAAAGGAGGGAGAUCAGCUAACACUUUUGGAGCCUUUUCAUCAUUGUACCGACUUUUCUUGGAAGGAAAAGCGUUACCAGUUUAAAUCAAUUCGUGUGGAUUUCAUAGAGCAAGUUGUUGUCAAUGGGAAAGCUCUCUCACCGCACCAUGCAGUCCGUUCAUCCAUAUUUGCUCAACAUAAACCAUGAACUUUUGAAGUGAUAUAGUCGCUUUGAAGUGAUAUAGUUGUGAAUUUUUUGUGCUCAUAUUGAGGUUUUGUUUAUAUCAUUCAUUCAUUUGAUAUAUUGUAAAUAUAGCAGGAAAAAAAGAAGAAAUGCUGCUAGUAAAAGAAUUGAAUAUUGUAUUAGAACCUUCUUGUUUGAUUUAUUGAAAAUUUCUUGCUUAA
Mercurialis annua (annual mercury) is the source of this 1558-nucleotide messenger RNA. RefSeq lists its product as uncharacterized. Bases 96 to 1361 code for a protein of 421 amino acids. The record is from RefSeq and is a predicted model, not a curated record. Gene Ontology annotation, molecular function: protein binding. Lineage: Eukaryota; Viridiplantae; Streptophyta; Magnoliopsida; Malpighiales; Euphorbiaceae. The transcript has 13 exons.